Molecule: messenger RNA, 933 nt
Organism: Suricata suricatta (meerkat)
Lineage: Eukaryota; Metazoa; Chordata; Mammalia; Carnivora; Herpestidae
Product: olfactory receptor-like protein DTMT
Biological process (GO): G protein-coupled receptor signaling pathway
Cellular component (GO): membrane
Molecular function (GO): olfactory receptor activity; G protein-coupled receptor activity
Source: RefSeq, a predicted model, not a curated record
AUGACAGAGAGGAGCCAAACUGUCAUCUCAGAGUUCUUUCUUCUGGGCCUGCCCACGCAGUGGAAUCUGUUCUAUGCUCUGUUCCUGGCCAUGUAUGUUACCACCAUCAUGGGGAACCUUCUCAUUGUUGUCCUCAUUUGCCUGGACUCCCACCUCCACAUGCCCAUGUAUUUGUUUCUCAGUAACUUGUCCUUCUCUGACCUCUGCUUCUCCUCUGUCACAAUGCCCAAACUGCUGCAGAACAUGCAGAGCCAAGUCCCGUCCAUCCCCUAUGCUAGCAGCCUGGCCCAGAUGUAUUUUUACUUGUUUUUUGGAGUUCUUGAGAGCUUUGUCCUUGUCAUGGCCUAUGACUGCUAUGGGGCCAUCUGUUUCCCUCUGCACUACUCCACCAUCAUGAGCUCCAAGCUCCGUCUCUCUUUGCUGGUGCCCUGGGUGCUGACUACUGCCCAUGCCAUGUUGCACACUGUGCUCAUGGCCAGGCUGUCCUUUCUAGCUGACGAUGUGAUCCCUCACUUUUUUGAUACGUCUGCUUUGUUAAAGCUAUCCUGCUCUGACACUCGAGUCAAUGGUUUGGUUAUAUUUUUCAUUGGAGAGCUCAUUCUCAUCAUCCUGUUCCUACUCAUCAUCAUGUCUUCUUCACGGAUUGUGUCCUCCAUCCUCAGGGUUCCUUCUGCCAGGGGCAUUCACAAGGCCUUCUCCACCUGUGGCUCCCACCUCUCCGUGGUGUCUCUCUUCUAUGGAACAAUCAUUGGCCUCUACUCAUGCCCGUCAAAUAACAAUUCUGCUGUGAAGGAGACUGUCAUGGCUAUGAUGUACACUGUGGUCACCCCCAUGCUGAAUCCCUUCAUCGACAGCCUGAGGAACAGAGACAUGAUGGGAGCCCUGGGAAGAGUCUUUUUUAAAAAGAAAGUAUCUUUUUCUCUAAAAUGGUAA